GGCCGCAGCCGGGGGCGGCUAAGCAUGUUGCCAUAGCGACCAUUUUGCGUUAACUGGUUCGUAGCUUUCUUCCAAGUGGCAGGGCGAGUGCGGGGACAAUUCCUCUUUCACUCCUUGUUGGCUCCCUGCGGCCGAAAGGCCUUAGCAGGUUCCCGGGGACUGGCCUAGGAGCGGGAUGGCUGCGGAAGAAGAGGACGAGGUGGAGUGGGUGGUGGAGAGCAUCGCGGGGUUUCUGCGAGGCCCGGACUGGACCACCCCCAUCUUGGACUUUGUGGAGCACAAAUGUGAAGUUUUUGAUGAUGAAGAAGAAAGCAAAUUGACCUAUACAGAGAUUCAUCAGGAAUACAAAGAACUAGUUGAAAAGCUGUUAGAAAGUUACCUCAAAGAAAUUGGAAUUAGUGAAGAUCAAUUUCAAGAAGCAUGCACUUCUCCUCUUGCAAAGACCCAUACAUCACAGGCCAUUUUGCAACCCGUGUUGGCAGCAGCAGAUUUUACUAUCUUUAAAGCAAUGAUGGUCCAGAAAAACAUUGAAAUGCAGCUUCAAGCCAUUCGAAUAAUUCAAGAGAGAAAUGGUGUAUUACCUGACUGCUUAACAGACGGUUCUGAUGUGGUCAGUGACCUUGAACAGGAAGAGAUGAAAAUCCUGAGGGAGGUUCUUAGAAAAUCUAAAGAGGAAUAUGACCAGGAAGAAGAAAGGAAGAGAAAAAAUCAGUUAUCAGAGGCUAAAACAGAAGAGCCCCCACUGAAUACUAGUGAAGCUGCAAAAAUGAGUAAUUCCCAAGGGGAUGGUGAACAUUUUGCACACCCACCCUCAGAAAUUAAAGUGCAUUUUGGUAAUCAGUCAGUACAACCGUUGGCAAGAAAUGUGGAAAUGCUGCCCGAAACUUCCUCCCUCCCACAAAAAGGCUUGAAGAUUCGUGGCUUAGAACACGCAAGCAGUGAAGGACCAAUAGCGAAUUUCUCAGCACUUGGAACAGAAGAACUCCGGCAACGAGAACACUAUCUGAAGCAGAAGAGAGAUAAGUUGAUGUCCAUGAGAAAGGAUUUAAGGACUAAGCAGAUACAAAGUAUGGAGGAAAAAGGAAAACCUACUGGGGAGGUAGAGGAAAUGACAGAGAAACCAGAAAUGACAGCAGAGGAGAAGCAAACAUUACUGAAGAGGAAAUUGCUUGCUGAGAAACUUAAAGAAGAAGUUAUUAAUAAGUAGUAAUUUUAAAGACCAAUUUAGCAAAACAGAAGUUCAAAUUUUCUUAAAAAUAAAUUAUUUAAUCCUUAAACCGAGCCUGUUAGUUUCAAACAAAUACUUUUGAAAAUGAAAAUAUAAACUUACUGUUAUUUUAAACAUGUGAGGUAAAGGGUGGUAGGGAAAUCAGCUACUUAUACUGAGCAGCUUAAUACAGAUUUCUGGAUGAUGUUUUUCUUGGAGAGAGGGUAUAGAAACUAGUUGGUAGUGCAUUCAUUUGUUCAAACUUGGUUAUCCUGCUGUUUGCGCCAGGCAUUGUGCUAAGGAUACAGUAGUCACCUUGGUUGACAGGGUUGCUGUCUUCAUGGGGCUAGUGAAGAAGGCCCAAAGAGCAAUGUGUUAGAAAGGAAAAGUGCAGAGUGCCUAUAGCUGCCUGAGCCUCCUUGAGAAAGUGAUGUUUAAGCUGAUCGGAGGGUAACUGCACAGAGAAGUGUCAGCAUAUGACACUGAGAUAAGUGGAGUACUGAUUGAUUGUGCAGGGCCUUAUAGGGAAUGUGAGAAUUUAAAAUUUUAAAAUACAGGCAGUAGGAAGUCAUUGAAAAGUUCUAAAGUUUUUUACGACUGAAAUUUUAAUUUUUAUUGCUGUAGAGAGACUAGUGGUGGGCUAGAGUAGUUGUGAGUGUACCAGGUAUGAGGCAGUCCAAUCAGAAGUAGUUAUCUUGGGCAAUGGUAAGAUGGAUUUUACAUUUAACACUUAUAUUUACAUUUGAGGCAGGAGCAAACAGGAUUUGGAAGAUAAAUGUGGGGGAUGUUAAAAAUAAUUACCCACUCUUUGUAUAAAAGCUAUUAUUAAAACAGAUGAAGGAAACAAAUGACUGAGCC
Cynocephalus volans (Philippine flying lemur) is the source of this 2065-nucleotide messenger RNA. It is a transcript of the gene CFAP36, whose product is annotated as cilia and flagella associated protein 36. Gene Ontology annotation, cellular component: axoneme; ciliary base. NCBI's taxonomy places the organism in Eukaryota, Metazoa, Chordata, Mammalia, Dermoptera, Cynocephalidae. The record is from RefSeq and is a predicted model, not a curated record. The coding region runs from base 176 to 1207 and encodes 343 amino acids. The transcript is spliced from 10 exons.